Molecule: messenger RNA, 282 nt
Organism: Symbiodinium sp. CCMP2592
Lineage: Eukaryota; Dinophyceae; Suessiales; Symbiodiniaceae
Source: the annotation of a GenBank genome assembly
AUGGAUGACCUACAUGCGCAGCUGCAGGCAGAGUCCGAGAAGCUGCGAAGCUUCAUCGAGGGUCAGUUCAGUAAGCAGACGGCGUUGCUGCAUGACAUGAUGAAAAGCUCCAUGCAGAGCUCCGCCGGAGGAGCACGGAUUCCGACCGCCGGUACCGGAAAGACGUCGGAUGCCAUCACCAGUCUCCAGCUGCCACUGCCGGAGAUGGAGACGGCGAAGGGAGCAAUCCAGCAUGUCCUGCACGAGUCAACUCGAGCCGGCACGUGGCCGCUUGGUGCCUAA